Messenger RNA from Notechis scutatus (mainland tiger snake), 3587 nucleotides. The record is from RefSeq and is a predicted model, not a curated record. NCBI's taxonomy places the organism in Eukaryota, Metazoa, Chordata, Lepidosauria, Squamata, Elapidae.
CCGCCUUUCCUCGGUCUUUUCCCCGGGUAACAUGGCGCUCCGCAGAGUCCUGCUCCUGAGCUUCCUGCCGUCUGUCCUGGUGGGCGGCGGCUGCCCCCGCGGGUGCGCCUGCUCCAGGACUGCCCAGGUGGAGUGCUCGGGCGCCGAGAUCACGGAGAUGCCCGCGCCGUUGCCCGGCAACGCCAUGAGCCUACAGGUGGUCAACACCCGCCUGGCCGUUCUGGGUCCCCUGGCCUUCGGCAACGCCUCGCAGCUGCUCGCCCUGCGGAUGGAGAAGAACCUGCUGGAGCGCCUCGCUCCCCGCGCCUUCCGGCCCCUGGCGGCCCUGCGCUACCUGAGCCUGGCCAGCAACCGGCUGCAGGAGCUGCCGCCCGACGUCUUCCGGCCACUGGUCCGGCUGGAGGCGCUGCUGCUGUCGGGGAACCAGCUGCGCCGCAUCCAGCCGGCUCACUUCGCCGGGUUGAGCGCGCUCAAGGAGCUCCAGCUGCACGGGAACCGUCUGCAGGCCGUGCCUCCCGGCGCCUUCGACCAGCUGCCCAACCUGGCCCGCCUCAACCUGGCCCGCAACCAGCUGGUGCGCCUGCCGCCCCGCCUCUUCACGCCGCUGGCGCGCCUGCAGGUGCUGCGCCUCUACGAGAACCAGCUGAGCGAGCUAGCGCCCCGCGCCUUCGGCGGCCUGGGCGAGCUGCAGGAACUGGCCCUCUACCAGAACCGUCUCCGCCAGCUCCCCGCAGGCCUCUUCGCCGGCCCGCGCAGACUGCAGAAGCUGCUGCUGUCCGGCAACCUCCUGGAGGCGCUGCCCGAGGGGCUCCUGCUGGGUCUGCCCGAGCUCUCGCGGCUCUCGCUCUUCGGAAACGCCCUGCGCGAGCUGCGCCCGGGCACCUUCGGCCCGAUGCCGCAGCUGCGAGAGCUCCGGCUGGCUGACAACCAGCUGGCCUCGCUGCCCGGCCGCGCCCUGGCCAACCUUACCGCGCUGCAGGUCCUGAUUCUAAGCAAGAACCGCCUCGGCUCGCUCGCGCCCACCGCCUUCGCCGGCCUCCGGGGCCUCGAGGAGCUCGCCCUGCACUCCAACCGGCUGGCCACGCUGGACGGGGAGCUCUUGCGCGGCCUGGCCUCGUUGAGGAACCUCUCCUUGCACAGCAACCGGCUGGCCGCCUUGCCUGCCCGCCUCUUCCAGGGCACCCCCGGCCUGUGCGCCCUUCAGCUGCAGAACAACUCGCUGGAGGAGCUUCCGGCAGGCCUCUUCGACGGGCUGCCCGAGCUGCGCGACCUCCAACUGCAGGACAACCCCUGGCGUUGCGACCCCGCCCUGCGGUCGCUCCAGCGCUGGUUGCGGGAGAACAGGGCCAGCCUGGGCGGAGAGAGCCGCCACCCCCGCUGCGCCGCGCCGCCUUGGCAGCUGGGCCGGUCCCUGCUGGAGCCGGAGGCCAGCACCUUCGGUCCCGGGACCUCCGCACUGCCCGAGGGCUGGGAAACCGUCAGGAGCCGCACGGAGGCCCCUUCCGAGAGCGAGCCGACGCCGGAGACGCUGUCGGCCGGACGCUGGCAGCCGCCGCUAGAUAGCGAGCCGGGCAGCGCAGAGAUCGCCAACGAGGUCCCGGAAGAGCUCCCUGAAGCGGGGCGAGGGGGAGGCGGGAUUUGGGGCCUGACCCGCACCCAGACGGGGGUCGUCGUCACCUGCCUCGUGGUGGGCUCCGCCUUGAUCCUGGGGAUGGUGCUGGCGGUGGGCGUCUACGGCUCCAGGCGAGGAUGGCGCUGCAGGCGCAUCUGGCAUCCCCCGGAGGAGGACCAGAGAAGACUGGUUCCCCAGGAGCGGAGGACGGAAAGGAUCCCGGGCGCUGCUACGGCGAACGGGACUGGGACCGGGCGCUCGGAUGCGUUGUGCCUUUCUGGGGAGCAGUGCAGACUCGGGCAGAUUGGCCAGCUUCCGCCAGUGAGCCCUGAGAGGCAGAGACAGGCCGGACGCGCCUUCUCCGGCGGCCCAGCCUGGCAGCUCCGUCGGCGAAGCAGCCACCCUGUUGACCGAGGCUUCUGGUGGAGGCCAGGGAGCCGGGUGGGGGGCUUCCUUGGGCUCCUGGUCGCACGGAAGGCAGAAACGAUGCCCGGCCGGCCUGGCCUCCUGCUGCUGCUGGCCUUCUCGGUGCUGGCCCCGUCGGGGAGCGCCGCCUCCGCCCGCCUGUCCUCUUGCCGCUGCUUCGGCGGCGCCACCGUCUUCUGCUCGGGCCGAAACGUUUCGGACGUCCCGGAGGAGCUGCCCCCCGAGGCCACCCGGCUGCUCUUCGUGGGCGCCUCGCUGAGCUCCCUUCCCUGCCGCGCCUUCGCCCCGCGCAGCAACGGCAGCAGCGGCGGCCUGCGCCAGCUCGCCUUCCUGGACUGCCCGCUCCGGACGCUCCCGGGCUGCGCCUUGGCGGGGCUGCCGCGGCUGCGGGAGUUGGACGUGGCCCUCGCCCAGCUGGACGGCCUCCCCCGCGGGGCCCUGCUGGGCUUGGGCCGCCUGAGCAAGCUGGCCGUCCGCUACAGCCGGUUGGAAGCGCUGGAAGAGGGGCUCUUCGACGGCACCCCGGCGCUCCAAGCGCUGCAGCUGCAGGGCAACCGGCUGACGACGCUGCCCCCGCGCCUCUUCCAGCCGCUGCCGGGCCUCCGGGCGCUCUCGCUGGCCCAGAACCGGCUGGCCGAACUGCCUGCCGAGACCUUCCAGCCGCUCCUGCGCCUGCGCGAGCUCCGGCUGAGCGACAACCUGCUGACGCGCCUCCCGCCGCGGCUCUUCCGCCCUCUGGCGGCGCUGCGGGAGCUCUUCCUGGACGGGAACCGGCUGGCCGAGCUGCCCCGGGGGCUCUUCGCCGGGCUGGGCCGGCUGCGGCGGCUGCACCUGCAGCACAACGCCCUGGGGCGCCUGGAGCCCCCCGGCCUCUUGGCGGGGCUGCCCAGCCUGGCUUUCCUGCUGCUGCAGGACAACCAGCUGGCCCGGCUGCCCGCGGGGCUCUUCCGGGGGACGCCCCGCCUGGUGGAGCUCUCCCUGGCCCGCAACCGGCUCCGGGAGCUGCCCGCGGGGCUCUUCGGCAACCUCUCGGAGCUGUCUGUCCUCAGCCUCGCCCACAACCGGCUGGGCCGCGUGGCUGCCGGCACCUUCCGGGGCUUGGCCGGGCUGGGCCGGCUGCAGCUAUGCCACAACUCCCUGGCCGUCCUCCCCAGGGCGGCCUUCGCCAACCUCAGCAGCCUGGAGGCCUUGGGCCUGGCCCACAACCGGCUGGAGAGCCUGCCCGAGGGGCUCUUCGACGCCAACGAGGCCCUGGUCAGCGUGCUUCUGGAGGGAAACCCCUGGCGCUGCGACUGCCGCCUGGCCCCCCUGGCCGCCUGGCUGAGCUCUCUGGACCACCCGCUCGGCGCCCGGGUCCUCUGCCGGGCCCCCGCCCCCUUGGAGGGCAGGAGUCUCCUGGCUGCCAGGGAGGAGCAGCUCCUCUGCCCCUGCCAACCUGGCAGUGCCCACUGCCGAGGGGAUGCUCCGGCCCCCACGGAAGAGACAGGCGCCCUGGACCGGGAUGCCUAAGAGGCGGCCGGCACCCUUCAGGGUAGACCUCCCUGCAGUC